Molecule: messenger RNA, 1319 nt
Organism: Alosa sapidissima (American shad)
Lineage: Eukaryota; Metazoa; Chordata; Actinopteri; Clupeiformes; Clupeidae
Gene: atpaf1
Product: ATP synthase mitochondrial F1 complex assembly factor 1
Exons: 9
Coding region: 16-924 (302 amino acids)
Biological process (GO): mitochondrial proton-transporting ATP synthase complex assembly
Cellular component (GO): mitochondrion
Source: RefSeq, a predicted model, not a curated record
UUCGGAACAGUAUGAAUGUGCAACCGUGGGGGCAACAUGGCGGCGGCCAUGGUACAAAUGUCAUGUUUGUACCGAGGGAUGAUAGCGGUCAGAGCAAUGGGUAUCAGGCCGCUCAUCCCUGGCCUGGUGCCACUGCAGUUUAGAACAUUUUCAGUGAAAAAAGAACCAGAGCUGGAAGAAAAUCCAUAUUUUAGUAAAUAUGAGGAAAAGAUCAGGAAGCUUCGAAGUGCCAAACCACAGGAGUAUAAAGUCAGACUUGAGAAACGGACAGAGAUGAAGAAAGAGCCAUUGGGACACUCAAGACAAGCCGAGUUCAUAAAACUCAUGGAAGAGGAGGCUGAAAAACGGGCCAAACUGCAAGGUACCUCCGGGGGAUUCACCAAGGACAAGACUCUUGGAUCCAUUCUCAACCUUGAAAUGGUAAAAGACAUAUCUGCAGAAGAAAUUGGAAAACUCUGGAUGCAGUAUUAUUCCAACAAGGACACCAUCAGUGCGGUUAUACCGGGAGCAACCUUUGAAUUGAUAUUCAACAGAACCAAAUCAUGCCCAACUUUCCUUUAUGCCCUACCACGGCAAGAAGGGUAUGAGUUCUUUGUGGGUCAGUGGGCUGGCCACGAGCUUCAUUUCACCUCUCUCAUUAAUGUUCAGACUGCAGGCGAGAGUGCUCCAAGUCAGCUGAUUCUCUACCAUUACACAGAGCUGCUCAAGGACAAGGGUGUUGUACUCAUGACCGCAGAGAUGGAUGACAGAUUCAUUAACGUCCACCAAGCCCAGUGCUUGGCCAAUCAAGUGCAGGUAUUUUAUGGUUCCGAGCGGCGUUCGACCUUCCAGUUGGUGGAGAACUUCAACCACAAACCAGCUGAUUUCAAGUACAUGUCUAUGAUUGCUGAAUUGGAGCAAAGUGGCAUCGGCCUAACAUCCUAGACUGGAAUGGACAAUAUUUGGACAGUGACCUGAUUAUCACUAAGAGAGAAUGAAGAGUGAAAGUUGGAUGAGUGAGUGUUGGACAAUGUAAUAGCCUACCUUCAGUCUCACUGAAGAAGUUGAUGGUAAAAUAUUGCUGGACUUACUGUAAAACAACAGUUCAAAGACUACAGGGUUGUUCUCAUCACCACUCCUGUAGUCUCUCCUCUAAUUGGUAAUGUACAGAUUGCAGUAUUAAAAUAUAAUACUUUUCUCUGAAAGUAUGGCUGUGGACUGGCUCUCCCAGAAAAGACACACACACACGUAUGGAUUCAAUGUCAUUUGGAAGACAACACUGCAAUUAAAUAACCAGAACAAUAUCAGUUGCCCUUGCCUAUUAAAUGAAUCCCCAACUA